Aspergillus ibericus CBS 121593 is the source of this 672-nucleotide messenger RNA. RefSeq lists its product as uncharacterized. NCBI's taxonomy places the organism in Eukaryota, Fungi, Ascomycota, Eurotiomycetes, Eurotiales, Aspergillaceae. The record is from RefSeq and is a predicted model, not a curated record. The transcript has 3 exons. Bases 1 to 672 code for a protein of 223 amino acids.
AUGGCCACCAAGCAAUCCCCCGGCAAGCCCUCCCGCAUCACCCCCGAAGAACAGAUCCAGUUCCUACUCAGUUGCAUUCGCUACUCUAACAACGGAAAGAUCGACUUCUCCGCCGUCGCCACAGAAUGCAACAUCGUCACCAAGGCAGCUGCAGCAAAACGCUACGAGCACCUCCUCAAGGCGAACAAUAUCAAUCCCGCGGGCGGAUCUCUCACCUCCACUACCAGUACCACCAACCCCGCCGCCACCACCGGCAACAAUACCACCAAUACAAACACCAAUGCCAGUACCACCGGCACAGAUGCAGAAAGCUCCUCGACUAAAGGCCGGAAGCGGAAGGCGACUACGGCUACGACUACUGCAACCACGCGAGGCAAAGCAACGAAGAAUGAACCUCGGGGGUUGAAGAAGAAGAGGAUGGCGGUGGAGAGGGCGGAGAGGUUGGUGGGGAAGGUUAAGAGGGAGGAUGAUGACGAAGAUGAUGAUGAUGAUGAUGAUUUAGAAGAUGAGGAGGGAGAGGGAGAGGGGGGUGUUAAGGAGGAGGAGGACGAAGAAGAGGACGAGAUGGCGCAGGUUAAGGUUGAGGAUGGGGAGGAGGAAGACGAGGUAGAUGAGGAGGAGGUGGAUGAGGAAGAGGAGGUGGAGGAGUCAGAGGAGGAGUAUAAGCCUUGA